GGAACUUUAUGUAAUGUGAGACUGUUCCCUCUUUCACAGCAAGAGACGAGCGAGAAGUACGACUACUACAGAGACAGAGUGGCCCUGGCAUGUCAGUGGCAGUCAGAUUUGCAAGGGUACUGCAAGAAGCUGGCACUUAUUGAGGCGAACAUGGAAACGCACAGGAGGAUACAGGAGGAAAUUAAAGAGGCUGAGGAUCAGCUUGCCAGUGGCAAUGCUGAGCUUAAGGCUGUAUCCAAUGAGAUUGCACAAAUGAAAAGGACAAUUCUCUUGAAAAAAGAAAAAUUGGCUAAACUGGAUAUCAAAAGCAAGAAGAAACACGAGGAGUUUGAACGGCAGAAGCAAGAAAUUUUGGAGAGCUGCAGUCACAUCCAGGAGAAGCGACAAGCUGUGAAUGCUCGUGUGGCUGCAAUUAACAUAGAAAUCCAACAAACCAUCAAUCAGAAAGAUAAGCUGUUGUCAACAUGUGAAGCGCAAAAAACCCAGUGUGAGGAGGUUAUAGCUGCUUUCCGAGUCGCCCUGGAAAAAUACCAUGAGAGCUUGUUAAAAGUGUCUGAGCGAAGUGCUGAUCGUAGAAGGGACAAGAUUGCCGAGCUGGACCACAGGAUGAAUCGAUGUUGAUCACCCACAUAUAAAUAAAUAGCAUUUGUAGACGCCGUGGUUUAACAGUAGAUACAGCUACAAUGUGUAUUGCUUAAACAUGAUACUUAUUAACUAAUGUUACAAAAUGAUUCAGAAUAAAAAGUUCAGUGUUUGUGAGGAAUAGAAUGUGUUUCUUAAUCGUGUGUCUAAAACUCAGAAUAUUAUUCUGCAGUACCAUUUGUAUUGGGAAACACGUUGCAGGUUUUUCUAAUUGUUUUAACAACAUUUUAAUAAAUAUACCCUUUUCUAUCAGGAGGGGUUUUGCUCUGGG
Bombina bombina (fire-bellied toad) is the source of this 913-nucleotide messenger RNA. Its product is annotated as kinetochore protein Nuf2-B-like. The annotation marks the transcript as partial. NCBI's taxonomy places the organism in Eukaryota, Metazoa, Chordata, Amphibia, Anura, Bombinatoridae. The transcript is spliced from 4 exons. The record is from RefSeq and is a predicted model, not a curated record.